Molecule: messenger RNA, 7942 nt
Organism: Cryptotermes secundus
Lineage: Eukaryota; Metazoa; Arthropoda; Insecta; Blattodea; Kalotermitidae
Gene: Hcs
Product: biotin--protein ligase
Exons: 15
Coding region: 221-3394 (1057 amino acids)
Biological process (GO): protein modification process
Cellular component (GO): cytoplasm
Molecular function (GO): biotin--[biotin carboxyl-carrier protein] ligase activity
Source: RefSeq, a predicted model, not a curated record
CUCAAAAAAAAGCAGGGAAUGAAAAAGGUUACAUUUUUAGCUAGGCUGCCAUUCAGAGACGAAAGGACCCCAUGCGUGUGUUAUAUAUAUAUAUAUGUGUGUGUGUGUUAACCUUUGAUUUAAAUAUAAUCUUAGAUAUAUUUUGUUAGAAUUCCUUGAAUUGCAAACAAUGAAAUAGGUUGGAGUCCUGGUUGUGCUGGUCAUUCUCUCCAGACUCAUCAUGUUGUUAACAUUGGUCUAUAUGGCUGCCACUUGGGUACAAUCAUGGCGGCUAAGCUCGAUGAGGAACAAAAUCACACAACUUCUGACAUACAAUGGUAGUUUGGUGCUCUACAAGGAACCUGAUCCAACAUCUACAGAUUCUGAAGGUGGUAUGGACUCCCAGAUGGUGGGGGUGAGUUCCAGUAGCUGUAUCAACAAGUCUGAAGCUCGAGUCGGGGACCUGCUAUGGUACUCUGGCAAUAAACGUGCCUGCUCAGUGUUCCCUCAGCAAAGGGUGGAUGUGACACAUUGGAUAACCUUCUGCAGUGACAGAUCCAUGUUCCCAAUUGAGGUGAGUGGUGGGUUGAGCAAGGUGGAUUUCUGUGAUGACCGCAAGCUGCACAUUCUCAUCGAGGCCGACUACUUGAAGGCCACAAGCAUCAGGGAUGCCAACUACUGCCAACUGGAGCAGUUUGGUGUACCACGGGUAUGGCAGGCUAGUGACUACUUUGGUGUCAUUCUUGAGACAGACGUGGAACACCUGACAAAAUUGGGAAGCCAAUUCAUGACAAGUAAACUGUCCAUCGAUGGUGGUAUGGAGCUGGUCCGUAUUGAAUCUGUGUGUGUUGAAGGUCGGCCUUGCCUGAUGCUAAACACAGACUCAACACUGAUCACUCAUUCUCAUGCAAAUGAAGAUGAGUCGCAGGAUCAGGAUGUGCAUAGAUCAGUGAAUGAUAUCUUGGAGAGAAGAGUAGAUGUCCAGAUGUCGCCAGUGCAAUGGCGUACACACAUUGAGCUUCUCCAGAGCUGCACUCAGGCAGCCAAAAAUGCAGCUGCUACUCAGGAAGAGACAUGUGUCAGUGGUCAUUCAUCAGCCGUAUUGGUUGCCGGCACACAGCCUCUCAAAUUGAACUCCGCUACCAUCAUCACCAUCCCAGAGCCAUCUCAGUCAGAAACAGGUCUCUCACUGACAGAUACUGGCAGUGUUGUGACUGUCAAGCCAGUAGCUGAAGAGAGGGCACGUAGUGGUUUGCCAGGAGAAGUUGUUCCUUUGGAUAUUGCCUCACAUGAAACCAAGAGCAUAGACUCAUUCCACAGCCUCACAGAAGAACUCGACCAUUUGGACCAUGACAUUGGGAGUGAUGUGGCUGCAAAGAAUGGACCCAGUCCAAUUCUAGAAGAAGAGCAUGGUCCACAUCCUUCAUCACCUAGGGAGUCGAAGAGCAGCGAUUCAUUCUGUUCACUGGGUUCUGCUAGCACGGUGUCCAUGACAUCACAUACUGGUGGUGGGAAGGUGGCUUUGAACCAAGAGGCUGCUGGAGUGCCACCACAUGCAGACCCAGUAUUUGCUGUUAGAAGACCAGGCAAACAGAUUAAAUCUUUGUCCACCAGUGUGAAGCCACCCAAUGUACUGGUGUACUCAGAGAGCAGUGUUGCUCUGGAGAAUGUGAAAGCUGUCAUCCGCUCGACGCUGCAGAGAGACAAGUAUGUCAUUUACACAGUAAGCAAAUCCACACUACUGUCUUCACCAUGGUCAGACAACACCAUACUGCUGGUGGUGUGUGGUACAGUUGCAGAUAUCCUGGCACCAACGUUCAUGAGCUACUUACUAAACGGAGGGCGGAUUUUAUGCCUCUGCUCUGAUUUCCUGCAUCUGGUUCUCCCAACAUUUCGAACAGCUGAGGUGCGGGAACAUGAAUUAGUGCGCUUCUCUUAUGCACGUUGGAAGCAUGUUCAAAUGAUGCAUCACAUCUUCUGCUAUCAGGCAUCACCUGCACGAACAAGGUUCUCCCCUCGUGAGCCCCAGGAACCUGACAACGUGGCAGCGUCUCCACAACAAAGCACUAAUUCCAGAGCUCCACAGCCCCCAUCUUCUGUACAGGUUUUUGAUGGAAACAACAAGCCACAUACAUUGCAUGUUCAGGUGCUGGGAGCAGAGGAGACGUGGCACACCCCGUCACUGCUGCUUGCAACAGUUGGACGUGGGGACGGCAAAGUAGUAUUCUCGCAAGUGCACCUCGAGGUGGAUCCCACACAGUACGAGGAUGAAGAAAGCAAGUUUGUAGCUCUGAAAGAAAGCAACACAGCUCGACUGGAGAUCAUACAGGAUCUGCUGUCCAUGCAUCUUGGUCUGGAGUGCACCACCAGUCAGAAAUUGCCUUCCUACACGCCUGGCUACUUCCUUGGCAGGCAUGAGAUGAAGCUGGAGUUCCUUAACAGUCUCCAUAGUCGUCUGGAAGGAGAUAACAUCCUCAAGAUGUCUCAGAUAAGUCUACAGUUCUGCACUGCCAAGGGGGUGGAGCCCCCAAAAGCCACUGCCAACUUCAUGCCUAUUCUUGUUCAUGCCUGCCCUGCCAACUUCUCCACUAUAGAGUACUUUGAGAAUCUCCAGUCAGAUGUUCUGGGUCGCUUGGUUAUCUUCUCAGAGGUGAUGACAAGUUCCAUGGAUGUUCUGUCUGGGGUGCCACUGCAACAUGGACUGGCUGUUGUCCCAUGCCAGCAGACACAUGGUGUAGGACGUGGUGAAAAUGUGUGGCUCAGUCCUGAGGGGUGUGCCAUGUUCUCAAUACAGCUGCACAUCCCCCUCAAUUCGUAUCUUGGACAGCACAUCUCUCUGCUACAACAUAUUGUAGGUGUGGCUGUUGUUUCAGCUCUCUGCAGCAUACCUGGUUACCAGGACUUGGACUUGCACCUUAAGUGGCCCAAUGACAUCUAUACUAGCCAAUCAGCAAAGCUGGGUGGCAUCAAUGUGAAAAAUUCCAUAAAUAACGCUGUUGCUGUUUGCAAUGUUGGUGUUGGUGUGAACCUUGACAAUAAGAACCCCACGACAUGUAUCAAUGAGAUGAUUGUGCAGCUCAACUCCAUGGCAUCUGCUCCAAGCGAGAAGCUGGCACCACUGUCUUGCGAGAAGUUGCUUGCAGUCACAUUCACACAGCUUGAGAGUCUUCUGAAUUCAAUCCAGAUGGGUCACAUACAGCAAAUCCUGCAGCUGUACUACAGUUAUUGGCUUCACAGCGAUGCUGAAAUUACCGUGAUCGGUUCAAGAGGAUCCACACAGAAAGCUACAGUGGUUGGUGUGGAUGAUUUUGGCUUCCUGAGAGUUCGAGGACAGGAUGGGAUACCAUUUAGUGUGCAUCCUGAUGGUAACUCAUUUGACAUGCUGCGAGGCCUGGUUGCACCCAGUGUGAAGUAGACAUUUGCAGCCCAUUAUGGGCUCCUUCUAGUGCAUGCCCAGUGGUAUAUUGCACACUGGAUAUGUUGAGUUUGCAAGAAAUGUGUGACACAUUACCUUUAUACAACAGUUAUUUCUGGAUGGGUUUAAUGUGAAUGGUAAAUAAUGGGAAAAGCUGCAUGAAAAUGAGCAUAAAUUUCCCCCCAUAUAAUGAAACACUAAGUUCAUUUAAGCCUGAAUUCUUGAGUUAGAAAUCUUGAUUUCUGGAAUUUUUGUGUUACCUUUGUCAUGGCAAUAUUACUAUACAAAAACUGGAGCAGAUGCUUGUACUGUGAUCUAAUGAUCCCUUGCAUGUGCACUGAGUGCUAUCUGCCUUGAAAUAGCAUUGACCACUGGUCACCUGUUUGCUUGGUCUAUUGCCAAGCUGGACAUGCUGCAGGCUUGCAAUGCUCUCUGGUGCUUGGAGCUGAAAUGAAGAUCUGGCAAUGGUGCUGCAUUCCUUUGCCUUAGCUUCUGUUUCUAUAUCAUAUGUGGCUAGAGCCAGGGAUCCUUAAGUUACAGCGGGGCUGCAGUUCCAAGGCAUGUGGGACUUGCAACGUUUUGUUGGUUGAUAUUCAUGUCAUUUUCAGAGCUCUGUCCACUUUAUUUAAAUGACAAAAACUCACCUGUUGUUACUUGAUCUAACACGUGUCUUGGCAUUUAUCUUGAAGAAUGAAGGAAUCCCCACAAAAAUCUCAAAGGAGUAUCAGUAAGUUCCACUUAUGGUGUCACUGGUUGCUUUUACAUUCAAAUAAUUUUCUUGUAGAUAAUCAAAAUUGUUAUGUAGUCCUGAUGUUUUGUUGUUAGUACAAAUUAUACUUGUAUUAGCUAUGUUUCUUUCUUCUCUCUUCCUUGUCCUUAGGAUUGAAGAAACAAAUGGAAACAGGUUAAUGAACGCCGUUUCCAUUUUGAAGUGGAAGGAACAAAUGUUACCAACAUUGUCAGUGUGUUACCUUCCUAGCUCUUCAUUAUGCAUAAUUCUGAGCCAAGACUCUGAUCAGUUCUGCCGUAACCUGUCAACAGAUAUAAUGUAGACAUAAUUGAUAUUGAAAGGUAAAAGUAAAGUUGUCCCUGUGCUUGAUUAAAUACCACACCACGAAGAAGUAUGCAGAAAACUUUUGUGCCUUGUAGUGUAACUACAUAGAGCUGAAUUCUUGAGAAGCUAAUAGUUGCUCAGCUCCUGAAGAAAUUUUCAGCAUUUUCUGGAACCUGAAGGUCUUUACCACAUUCAGAAGAGCCCACCACAGGUCCCUGUGGUGAACCAUAUGAAUGCAGUUCACAGUCUCCCAUCCCAUUUCUUUAAGAUCCAUUUUAUUAUUAUCCUUCCAUUUACAUUUUUUUUAAUGAUGGACAGAUGGUGAGUCAGGAUAAACAGGCAGGAGAAGAUACAGAUUGUAGAUUUAGUUCUCAAGGUUGUGUAGUUUCUGUAAGAAUAUAUUAAUAUCCAUAGGUUGUGUUUUGUUAUAAUGGGCCUCCAGUGUGACAACCUACAUACUUCGACAUCCAAUCACAUGAUCGCCAAGAAAGGAAAGUGUAAGAACCACUCAGGUUUUCAUGGUGGUCUUUGUUGUAUACUGAAAGAUCUUUUUGGUUGUAACAGUGUGUAUUGUAAGGAGUAGCUUCUGACAUUUCAAGCAUACCUACUGCCUCCAUCUUCACUGUAGAAGUUACAGCUUCUACAUAAGAGACGAUGAACAUCACAGUUGAAUGGCUGGCAUUUCUGCUUCAUAUUUCGGAGAUUCUUUGCUGAAAACUCAACUCAAGAUUGGUGUUCCUGACUGAGGUAUUUUAUGAUUUUCAAGUUUCUCCAGUCAAAAUUCUGUGCUAGUACCUAAAAUUUCCACAUCUUAUUUUACUAAUCCUCUCAUCUGACACCAUACAGUUUGAGCUGCUAAAAGUGACAUUAUGUUAUCUAUAUUGAAAGUCAAUUAGUGUAUUUUGUGGUUGAAUGAUCAGCACUCCUGUUUUAUAUGCAGGAGGUCACAGGUUUGAUUCCCAGCCAUGAGCUUGGAUAUUCUGUUUGAGGAUUUCUGCAUUCAUUCUAGGCAAAUGCUGUGAUAGUACCUUAAAACAGGCCAUGAUUGCUUGCAUCCUUAUCCUUUCCAAUUCAGUAUUUACCAUUUAUUGUAUUAUUUGAUGCCUAAUAACCUGUGCAGUUGAGAAAUUGUGGUUAAAUCAAAUCUUUUUCGUUUACAAGAAUGCUUUUUCUAAUAAAUGUUACAAUGUCAUAUCCCCACCCUUCUUCUUUCAGUUGUCUUUCAGUAUUUGAGCUCAUGUUGCAUUUGGCCUAGGACUCUGUCUCUCCAUUUUCAAGUCCUCUGAUAAACAGAAAUGUCAUAUGCAUGUUUUGUGUGUGGGAUCUUAUUGGUGUUUGUUAUGAUGUAUUUUAUAAACAUAAUGUUUUUGCUGCCAUGUUAAAAUUCUAGUACAGCUAUUCUAUAUAAUGUUACAAAUGUAAUGUUGUUGUUACAAUUUAUUAUUAUCAGAUGAUUGUAAUAGGUGCCAUGUAUGUAUUUUCUUCAGAAAGAUGUGUGAUAUCCCUUGUAAGCCAAAGAGUUGGUGGCAUCAGACCUGCUGAAAGAAUGUUCUGUUCUGGAUACAUUGCAGCCUGUAAAGUAAGCUAAGUGUGCAUCAUAGCAUGCGUGUAUAAAUAAUGAAGUUCACUUUAAAUUAAUUGGCAAGGAAACACCAUGUAUCAAAAAACUAUAAAUGAAAUUAUAUAAUUAUCCCAUAAGAGGUUAUAAUGUAUGUCAAACAUUAUCAGCAUACUCAAAAUGUAUUGAACUAUAUCUGUAAAGGUAAUGUCAUGUGCCCAUUUAUUUAGUUUCAGCCAAAAUUCAGUUUGAUUAACCAAUGUUAAAGUUAACUGCAUUCUUUAGGUUGGCACUCGAUGGAGGUGAGUGGCCAUCUUCACACAAUAGUUGCUUUACAUGUGAGGAAAGCUAUUGGAUAGGAGACUAGGUGGGUCCCAGAGCUGAUCUGGAUGCAGUGGUAAAGACAGAAGUCUCUGGGCCUGCUGGGAAUCUAACUGUGGUCAUCAGCAUGUAGUCUUAUAUUACAUUGGAAUACAGUUAAUUUACAUGAUAUGUCAUAGGGCUGAUGUGCUGCAGUUACUGACACAAGUACAGUGCUUACCCUAUCUCACUUUACAUUUUACUGCAGUUGCCAUAAGUACAAAAGUCUAUUCUAAAUGCUGGGAUAUGUUGUAAAGCAGCUGAACAACUGAUGUUAAAUGAGAGAUGAGAAGCAGCAACCAACUUUGGUACUUCCAGGGAUGUGUAGCUUCCAGCCUUUUUUAUGAAAAUUUGUGAGAGCAUGAUCUCCAAAUUGGUUAAGAACAAAUAUGGAUUUAAUGUUAUUCAGAGUGUUAAUGUAUGUUCUCUAUGUCUGAAAUUUGUUGUUAUGAACAUUAAAAAUGUUUAUAAAGUAAUUUAGUUGUAUCUAUGUCUUUUUACCAAAGAAUAUGAUAUGGACCAGAUACUGGUCUGUCACAAAAGUGGUAUAUUAAUUUUUUGUUUAAGAGUUACCAUGGUUUGGUUCAUCGGUUUUAUAUUAUGAUCUUUGUGUCACUAACUGAUGGCUGCUGACAUUUAAACUACUAGAACUUGUAAAUUGAAAGAUAAAGAGCCAUUUGUUGUGAAAUUUCAGUUGAUUCAUAUUUUUUUUGUGUCAUUCAAAAGAACCAGUCCUGAAUUGGUAGUUGAAUUUUCCUGCUAUCUGAGGGUACAAUUUAAGUGGUUAUUGUGCUACUGAAAGGUUAAAGUUACAUGUAAUAUUAUGAACCAUUUGUAUAAUGCGAGAUGACAGUGAAAGUUUAGAUUGUGGCCUUUGGGCUUACAACACCUCAUAGUCUCCUUACCCUGAAGAUGGAUGCAGGAGUUUCCUCUAAAAUCUUGGUAAUCACCUACAAGACUGCAUGGAGUCAUAAUUGAAGUACACAGUCUUAAUAUCUGUAUAAUAAUUCUACAUGUAAUAUAUUUUCAAUUUGUUAUUAUUUACAGAAACUGUAGUUGUUAUAAUGUACAAUUUUUGUGUAUUGCUCUGUGACCUUAACUAGUUCCACAUUUCAGUCUACACUUAAAAGGUAAAUUAGUGAUGGAUUUUAUUAGCACAUUCUUAGAUAAGCUUGUAAAGAAGCAUACAAUUGUGGGAAGCUUUUUUUAUUAUUAUUUUAUUUGUACAUAUGUGAGUAUUUAAUACCAAAAAAUGUAUAUGUUGUCCAUUGCUAAGAUAUAGAAUUAUAAGAUUGGUUGCUGAAAUAUGUGAUAUUCUUUCAUAUUUAAUAAGCUAUGCAUAAAUUUUUCUCUGAAAUUAUUGUGCCUCAUAUGAAUUUUUUUAAGUGUUUGUUUUAAUAGCAGUAUCUAAAAUGAUAAACAGAAUUUCUUACACGUAUUAGUUUUGUACAAAUUCCCAAAUUGUAUUUAAAAAAGCAUAUUAGUUUAUUGUAAUCACAUACUAUCGUUAACUGGCAUGCCAUGUGGUUAUGUUCCUAGACAGAUACAACACAAUAAAGUUUGUGCUAUACAUUCA